This is a messenger RNA of Clunio marinus, 462 nucleotides long. NCBI's taxonomy places the organism in Eukaryota, Metazoa, Arthropoda, Insecta, Diptera, Chironomidae. The record is from the annotation of a GenBank genome assembly.
AUGUUUCAGUUUCACGAUUUAGAUUUUCAUAAACUUUUAAAUUCACAAAAACUUUCAUUUGCUAAGACUAGAAAACAAGAUAAUCGUCAACAAUUACCUAUUAAUAUCAUGUCAUGUUUCAACUUUUUGUUUUUGAUCUUAAUUAUUUUUAUCGUGAAAACGGAAUGUGAAGUAGAAGAAAAUGAAGCAUUUUAUGACUCUACGAUUAAGAAUCUUUUUAAAGAAAUUCUUGAUUAUGAAUAUCCAGAUCAGGAAGAAAUAGUGGAAUGUAUGGCGGAGCACUUGAUGACAACGAAUGCAGAAGGAGCUUUGAAUCUCCAGGAAGAACCGGUUCUUAUCAUACCAGACAUGAGGAAGAAAAUUGAUUCAUAUGUGGUUAUAGCUGAAAAGCAUUGCAAUCAGAAAAGCAUCGGAUCGAUUCUUCAUAAUUUACUCUCCUCAAACCUUUAUUUCUGUAAUUAA